This is a messenger RNA of Gallus gallus (chicken), 1015 nucleotides long. RefSeq names its product quinolinate phosphoribosyltransferase (gene QPRT). Lineage: Eukaryota; Metazoa; Chordata; Aves; Galliformes; Phasianidae. Gene Ontology annotation, biological process: quinolinate catabolic process; NAD+ biosynthetic process. Gene Ontology annotation, molecular function: nicotinate-nucleotide diphosphorylase (carboxylating) activity. The record is from RefSeq and is a predicted model, not a curated record. The annotation marks the transcript as partial. The transcript is spliced from 3 exons. Gene Ontology annotation, cellular component: cytoplasm.
CCCCUUUCGGCCCUUCUGCCCCCCUCCCACCUCCGCACCUUGGCCCGCCGUUGGCUCCACGAGGACUGCCCGGGCCCCGACCCCGCCGCUUUACUUGUGGGUCUGACCCCACGUCGGGCCCACAUCGUCUGUAAAUCCCCGGGCCUUUUAGCCGGCUUACCAUUCGCCGACGCCGUUUGGGCGGAAGUCUCGUGCGUUUCUACUUGGAAACUUCCGGAAGGUGAUCACGUGACCCCUGGAACGGUAGUGGCGGAAGUAACGGGCCCGGCAGCCAGGAUCCUCCAAGGGGAAAGAGUGGUCUUGGAGCUGUUGAGUCGUUGCAGCGGGACGGCGACGGCGGCCGCCAGGGCCGUGGGGGUGGGGAGGGGGUUGGGAUGGAAGGGGGCGGUGGGAGGGACCAGGAAGACCACGCCGGGCUUCCGGUUGGUGGAGAAAUACGGCCUGAGGGUCGGAGGGGCCGACCCGCAUCGUUACGACCUGGGAGGGACGGUGAUGGUGAAGGAUACACAUCGGGACGCUGCCGGGAUCGGGAUGGGGCAGUUGGUGCUCCGUGCGCGCCGUGCGGGCGGUUGGAGCCGCCGCGUGGAGGCGGAGUGCGGCAGCGCGGCCGAAGCUCUGCAGGCGGCGCUGUUCGGGGCCGACAUCGUCCUGCUCGACAACAUGGAGCCCCAGGAGCUGCACGCGGCGGCGGCGGCGGUGAAGGCUCAGCACCCCACGGUGACGGUUGAGGCCAGCGGGGGAAUCACGGAGGAGGCGCUGCCCCUUUAUGUGGGGCCCAAUGUCGACGCCGUCUCUAUGGGGUCGCUGACCCACAGCGCCCGCCCCAUUGAUUUCGCCCUCCGGGUGGUGCCGGGAGACGACGUGGGGCAAUAAAUGGGGGGGCCAUGGGGGGCAACGGGACCCCAAAAGGGGAUUUUGGGGUCGAUUCGUGGUCAUGGGACCCCAAAAGGGGACUUUGGGGUCAAUACAUUCCCAUGGGACCCCAAAAGGGGACUUUGGGGUCAACUGAUGGCAA